GGUGCUUCCAAUGAAAAGCCAGCGGGGCGGAGAAAGUCUUGGGGUUCUGGGACCUGAGGGACCCUGGGUUCAAGUUCCGAUCUUGAACCCCGAGCAGCUCAGCUUCCGUUGGGCGGCUUAGGUUCAGUUGGAAUUCUGCAGACCCACCUCAGAGCGCGGUCCUUGUUGGAAAAUGUGUGUCCUCUUUGAAGUUGCCAACUUUAGUUUAAGGUGCUUAAAGGUUUUCAUAUACAACGUUUCACGCCACUGGCCAGUUUUCUAUUUUCCCGUAUUUUCUAGGCUAACGGUCCCUGCUGCAAUUUGCGCCCCGCGUAUCCUGGGGCUUCUGAUACCCUCCGCCAGGCUUGAACUUGGGACCCACCGGCACCUCGUUCAGAGUAUCAAGGAGUAUCAGAGAUCAGAGAUCUUCGAGCUCAACUACCCUGAAGGCACCAGAACAGUCUGGUCGUCAGGGGGCGCCUCUUUUUGAUCCGUCCGUUCCCGCUGGAGGAAGAGGAGCAACCCUUACCCUGGGGCCCUCCGGCCUCGUAAGAACCGCAAGUCCUCGAAGUCCCUGGACGCGGCAGUUCUUCCUGCCGUCUAACCUCAGGUGCCAGUGUCUUACCUGCUCAGCGGAUCAGGCGGCAAGAUGGCAGCUGGGCCAAAUGGGCUUGAGGAGUGGGUGGGCAGCGCAUACCUGUUUGUGGAGUCCUCGCUGGACAAGGUGGUUUUGUCGGAUGCCUACGCUCACCCGCAGCAGAAAGCGGCGGUGUACAGGGCUCUGCGGGCUGCCCUGGCAGAGAGUGGCGGGAGCCCUGACGUGCUGCAGAUGCUCAAGAUCCACCGCAGCGAUCCGCAGCUGAUCGUGCAGCUGCGUUUCAGCGGGCGCCAGGCCUGCGGCCGCUUCCUCCGCGCCUACCGCGAGGGGGCGCUGCGCGCCGCGCUGCAGGGGUGCUUGGCGGCGGCGCUUGCCCUGCACUCGGUGCCGUUGCAACUCGAGCUGCGCGCUGGCGCGGAGCAGCUGGACGCCUUGAUGACCGACGAGGAGCGCUGUUUGAACUGCAUAUUCGCCCAGAAGCCGGACCGGCUCCGGGAUGAGGAACUCACAGAUUUGGAGGAUGCGCUCAGGAAUCUGACGUGCGGCUCGGGGUGCCGAGGGGGCGACGUGGAGGGCGCUCCGGCCCCCUUGCAGUCUCUGGCACCCUCUCUGUCGGAGGAGAAGCCGCCGCCGCCGCCGCCUGGCCAGACUUUUCUGUUCCAGGGUCAGCCUGUAGUGAACCGGCCGCUGAGCCUGCAAGACCAACAGACGUUCGCGCGCUCAGUGGGCCUCAAGUGGCGCAAGGUGGGGCGCUCCCUGCAGCGCGGCUGUCGUGCGCUGCGGGACCCGGCGCUUGACUCCCUGGCCUAUGAGUACGAGCGUGAAGGGCUGUACGAGCAGGCCUUCCAGCUGCUGCGGCGCUUCGUGCAGGCCGAGGGCCGCCGAGCCACGCUGCAGCGCCUGGUGGAGGCGCUCGAGGAGAACGAGCUCACCAGCCUGGCAGAGGACUUGCUGGGCCUGGCGAAUCCCGAUGGCAGCCUGGCCUAGACUGGGUACCAGAGAAAGGGGCGGUCGGCCAGUUGCCCAGCCAUGGUUUGGAGAACUUGGAUGACCAUAGGGUCCCUUCUGCUGCUACUGCUGACCUCCCAUCCACCCACAGGACUCCGAGACCACACUUAUAACCCCACAUAGCUGAGUUGCUGGAGCUGCUGGGCAGAGAUGACUGCCCUCUCCAGGAGUCAGACAAGCACCCACCAUAUCUGCUAGGGUGCCACUAGGGGUUCUGUUCUAGAUACUAGGAAAGAGACAGUGUAUGGGUGAUGUGCUGCAAGAGGUCUGCCUCACCUCCCACCGCAGAAAAGGGGCUUUCAGCCAGACCUUACCUCUUCCUUCACAGAACAGUUCAUUACUAUCCAUUAACUCAUUAAGGACCUGCUGUCUCCUAGUCCUCAUCCUGGGUGCUGCAAAUACUGUGGGGAACAAAAACCACGAAUCCUGCCUGUCCCCAGCUCAUACUCAGUGUGGGACUCUGAAUAUUAAGCAACAGUAAUAAAAUACUACCAGUUUUUUGAUGUGAAAAAUACAA
Messenger RNA from Hippopotamus amphibius kiboko, 2102 nucleotides. It is a transcript of the gene TRADD, whose product is annotated as TNFRSF1A associated via death domain. Gene Ontology annotation, molecular function: transmembrane receptor protein tyrosine kinase adaptor activity. Gene Ontology annotation, biological process: extrinsic apoptotic signaling pathway; positive regulation of canonical NF-kappaB signal transduction. The coding region runs from base 629 to 1564 and encodes 311 amino acids. NCBI's taxonomy places the organism in Eukaryota, Metazoa, Chordata, Mammalia, Artiodactyla, Hippopotamidae. The transcript has 5 exons. Gene Ontology annotation, cellular component: tumor necrosis factor receptor superfamily complex. The record is from RefSeq and is a predicted model, not a curated record.